Molecule: messenger RNA, 696 nt
Organism: Lachancea lanzarotensis
Lineage: Eukaryota; Fungi; Ascomycota; Saccharomycetes; Saccharomycetales; Saccharomycetaceae
Gene: ALG14
Product: LALA0S06e04610g1_1
Exons: 1
Coding region: 1-696 (231 amino acids)
Biological process (GO): dolichol-linked oligosaccharide biosynthetic process
Cellular component (GO): UDP-N-acetylglucosamine transferase complex
Source: RefSeq, a predicted model, not a curated record
AUGGGAUUUGAGUUGUGGUUGGUGGUUCUGGUGGCCUUACAAUGGUUGGUGGUACGAGUAAUACUGGUGGUGCCGAUUUUCGGGAUCCAGAAUGGUCGGGUCCUAGAGGCUGCAGAGAAGACGGAAAAGGGUCGAAAAUUGCAAAUAUUUGUGUUGCUAGGGUCUGGUGGCCAUACAGGUGAAAUGCUGCGUCUGCUGGAAAAUUACCAGCAGACAUUGUUCAAACCUCAUCAGACAAAAUUGACAGUAGGGGUGUCAGACGAAGCAAGUUUGAAGCGGUUCAAGCAUGCGUUCCAAACACAGUUGGAUGCUCAAGGAAUCGAGGUCCAGAUCUGCAGGUUUGGUAAAGCUCGUGAAGUGGGUGCUUCAAAACUGCAAUCGGUGAAAAGCAUCGUCUUAACACUAGCAAGAGCCGUGUGGACCGUGUCGUGGCUCAAGUGGCAGUUUGUGGGACAGCCACAUUUGGUUUUACUAAAUGGACCCGGCACUUGCUGCAUCAUCGCAGGAUGGCUUAAGCUACUGGAAAUCGUGACAAUGACCAGGUCUAAAAUUAUCUACGUCGAGAGCUUAGCACGCACAAGCUCGCUGAGUCUUAGCGGUAAGCUGUUGUAUCCAUUGGUGGACGAAUUCGUCGUCCAGUGGAGCGAAUUGUGCGAUCGUUACGAUCGUGCAAGGUGUUUUGGUAUUCUAGUGUGA